Molecule: messenger RNA, 147 nt
Organism: Dentiscutata erythropus
Lineage: Eukaryota; Fungi; Glomeromycota; Glomeromycetes; Diversisporales; Gigasporaceae
Source: the annotation of a GenBank genome assembly
AUGUCGCCUAAAGAGCUGUUAUCAAUUAAUUUUGAAGCUACAGCCCAAGCUUGGAAUAAGAAGUAUCAUGAGCCAUAUUCAUUGUAUCCAUAUGGUGAAGAACCCUGUGGAGGAGAAAGUUGCCAAGAAACUUGCCAAAGAUUGUGA